Molecule: messenger RNA, 698 nt
Organism: Triticum urartu
Lineage: Eukaryota; Viridiplantae; Streptophyta; Magnoliopsida; Poales; Poaceae
Product: putative invertase inhibitor
Molecular function (GO): enzyme inhibitor activity
Source: RefSeq, a predicted model, not a curated record
AGCCAUGGCGAUGCAGCAGAUCGCCCUCCUUCUCUUACUCCUCGCCGCCGCCCAUGGCCUCUCCGUGGCCGUCAGCCCUACACCCAUCAUCAACACCACAUGCGCUGCGCUCGCCCACAGCCCCAAUGUCACAGUGCACGUCGACUACGAAUUCUGCGUCCGCGCGCUUUCAGCCGACCCGGCGUCCUCGUCUGCCACGGACGCCCGCGGGCUAGCGGCGGCCGCGGCAAGCCUUACAGUCGCCAACCUAACGUCCACGGAGCACAUCAUCGCGGACCUCGUCCAUAAUCUGGGCCGUUGUCUUACUGACUACAGAGAGAUUAACGGCAUGGUGCGGCACGCGCUCGACGACAUCCGAGGCGGGCGCGGCGCCGACGCUUCCGAGAAGCUUUUGCAAGUGGCAAAGGCAAACGCUCCUGCUUGGUACGACCUCAUCUUGAUAGAGGGAGACGCCAAGAGGAACCCCAUAGAUCAGGAGAACCAUAACGCUGACUUCUUGUCCGUCAUUGCCUCCGGAAUUGCCGAGCUGAUGCUGCAUUCUCAUGGAUGAUCACCAAAAGAUCCGAGCUGAAUACAUGGCUCUUGUCUUCUUCCAGUUUUAAUCAUUUAUAUAUCAUAUACAGUAUGUGGGUUUGGGUUUUCUUAUAAACAUUUCUGUAUCAGUCCAAUGAUCCAAAUACAGCUUUAUUGGUCAGAAA